Molecule: messenger RNA, 1884 nt
Organism: Musa acuminata AAA Group (dessert banana)
Lineage: Eukaryota; Viridiplantae; Streptophyta; Magnoliopsida; Zingiberales; Musaceae
Product: E3 ubiquitin-protein ligase DIS1
Exons: 5
Coding region: 748-1707 (319 amino acids)
Biological process (GO): ubiquitin-dependent protein catabolic process; multicellular organism development
Cellular component (GO): cytoplasm
Molecular function (GO): zinc ion binding; protein binding; ubiquitin protein ligase activity
Source: RefSeq, a predicted model, not a curated record
UCUCUCUCUCUCUCCUCCCAAAAAAAGCGAACAAGAUUGGCUAAGAGAGGGAGAUCGAAGACGAGAAAGAAGAUUGAUAAGAUAGGAGGAGAAGAGAAAAAGGGAUGGAUGAUUGAUGCCAUUUCGCGUCGGAUUCCUUUUGAACCCUUCGAUUCUCUUUUGAUGAGGUAGUUCCAGCCAAAUUGUCUAUGGCAUCAAUGUUUAGUGAAUUGCUUCUACAAUUAGUAAAGAGAGACUGUAUUAGAAGCAGUGGCAGGGCUUGAUCUUUUCUCUGCCAAUCUAUAAUCUAGACAAGCAAAUAUCUCUGCUUUGCAAACGAAUUGUGGAUUAACGCAUUUAACAAAGAUGAGAAAGUGGAUUGUUAUGAGAAAAAAAAAAAGAAGUUAUAACCAAAUGCCUUCUGUGGGAAUCAUGUAAUCCUAAUUUCUUACUUUAUCAAAAUUUAGAAAUAUUCUUUUUUCUUUCCUCCUCGCUUAAUAAUCAGAUAGGUGUUAUUGGGCAUGUGGACAGUAAACAUUUGAAACAUUUUCUCCAUGAUUCUUCAAUGAUUCAGCUGCUUAGGAUGAUGGUGUUUUACUGAAUAUUAAUGUGGACAUGGGGGUUAUUGGAGUCAGAUCUCGCCCUACUUGCGGAUGCUUUCCUGGUAGCAGUUGCAGGUCUUAGGAUGAUGAAAUUUACUGUGCCUUUUUCUGUUCUCACAAGUACAAGUUUUGAUAAAGGAGGAUUUUCUUUUCUGAGACAUACAAGAUGACCAACUUUAAGCUGGGAAAGAAGCAAAUUCAUGCAAGUUCAUCUUCUGGUUUUCAGUCGGAAAGGAUGGAUGAAUCACCUUCUUUACCUAUGGAUUCCAAGUCUUUCAAUCCAAAGAAACAGGUUCAACCUCCGUCUAAAGAAAAAUUGCCACAUGGAAAAUCUUCUCUUAUACUUCCAAACAGUGACAUAGAUGAACUACUGGAGUGUCCUGUCUGCAGCAAUGCAAUGUUUCCACCUAUUCAGCAGUGUCCGAGUGGGCACACACUGUGCUUCUCCUGCAAAAACAAAGUGAACAACAAAUGCCCAAUUUGCCGAAAGGAAAUCGGCAACAUACGGUGCUUGGCACUGGAAAAGCUUGCUGUAUCCCUCCACCUCCCCUGUGCAUACCAUCAUCUGGGCUGUGAAGAAAUGUUUCCCUAUUACAGCAAGUUGCAGCAUGAAACACGGUGUAUUUACCGGCCUUACACAUGCCCGCAUCCAGGCUCUGAUUGUCCCUUCACCAGCGACAGUCUUGCUCUUCUAUCACAUUUGAGGGAACGCCACAAAGUGGACCUUCAAGCAGGAUGCACUUUCAACCACCGUUACGUGAAACAGGAUCCAUGUUCAGUUGACAGUUGUUCAUGGACACUAACGCUUUUCAAUUGCUUCGGCCAGUACUUCUGUCUCCAUUUUGAAGCCUUCCUGCUUGGAUGUGAACCGGUGUACAUGGCAUUCCUCCGUUUCAUGGGCGAGGAGUCGGAAGCAAGGAGGUACAACUAUUGCCUUGAAGUUGGAGGCCACGGGCGAAAGCUGAGAUGGCAGGGCGUGCCGCGAAGCAUCAGGACUCACCACAGGAUGGUCCGCGACAGUCAUGAUGGCCUCAUAGUUCACCGGAGCCUGGCCCUAUACUUCUCAGGUGGCGACCAGAAGGAGUUGAAGCUUAGAGUUUCUGGCAGGAUUUGGAGGGAGAUGUGAGAAAGAAAGGCCCAGGAAAUCUCGUCAUUUUGUAAAGAUUUUUCUUUUUCUGUGAGCUUUUUCUUCGUCUCCCGCCGACUGGUGUAAUUUGCAGAAAUAUAACACAAUUCUCUGCUUCAGGCAUUUUGCUAUUUGAUUUGGUUAAUCUCAUUUAUCACAUUAAAUAUUAUUAGUUCA